Molecule: messenger RNA, 315 nt
Organism: Iphiclides podalirius (scarce swallowtail)
Lineage: Eukaryota; Metazoa; Arthropoda; Insecta; Lepidoptera; Papilionidae
Source: the annotation of a GenBank genome assembly
AUGUUCGCACAGUUGUUACUCGGUCGCGAUCUGCGAACACGCUUGGAUACACUCAUACCGUCAUGUGAGCAGCGAGUAGCGGCGACGCAACGCGCACAGGCGCGGGCCACCGGUGGCACGGUGCGCGGUUUUAGUCCCGGCGACACCGUGUGCCACCAGUGGUUCCUGACCGGGACAGCGGGGGAGUCUCGAUGGCAUCGGCCGCAGCCGGGGGAACCGCGCAGGAAACGCAGGGGCAACCAAGCCUUCCUCCCGAGGCUGCAGAAGGUGGGGUGCGGGGAGUACGCGAUCGUAGGCCACCGAUCCGCUUUGGAA